AUGGUGGAAACAAAGUUCAGGCUCAAGCUUGGUAUACUCGUAUGGGUCCUAAUUAGAAAUGUCUUGGAUGCAGAGUUAGUGUAUGAUAUGGGACCAGGAUCGCUCCUAGUGGUACUCCUCUUCCUACUCGUAAGAGUCGUGAAUGGGAUCGUCUUCCAAGGCUCAUGCUCGGAUAACACGUUGCUUUGUGAGCAACUGUGCGUAACACUCUCGCCUGAGACGUAUGAGUGCGGCUGCUGGAACGAUCACGUGCUACUUUCGAACGGCAUCAGCUGUAAAGUGGUCGCCACUGAACAAGAUGUAACGGUCACGACCACGGAGCCGAAUGCGGUGACGACUCGUCUGAAACGUGACCGUACAAUUUGGCCAAAGGAAAAGGACACCGCACCUUUGUCCUUCACUGGGAAUAACUACGCGGAAUUUCCUGUGCCGGCAACAUCGUACCUGGAGACAAACAUCACGCUCGAAUUCAGAACCUCUGAGAAACGUGACGCGAUUCUCUUCUUUGCCGGUCAAUUCAACGCGGAUGACUACAUAUCCAUAGCGAUUAUUGGACCAAAUAUUAUUCUGAGGCACGACUGCGGUGAAGGAGCAAUUGAGGACAUGUAUCGCGGGCCGUUCGCCCUAAACGAAUGGCACUCGGUGACAGUUUGGCGGAAAUUUUGCGAUCGAACUGAAAUGAAAGUGGACACACGACCGCUGAUGGUGGAUUUAACGGAACAGUUUAGGUUCUACAAGGGAAUUUCUAUGGAUGAGGGUGUGUUCGUCGGUGGAGCCCCUCCACACAUCGAUGCAUUUGAAAGCAAAGUUGGAACUGCAAAUGGAUUCCAUGGUUGCAUUAGAAAGCUGAUCAUAAAUAACGACGUGCUUUUGGAUACUGAAAAUGAGGUGAACACAGCUGUGAACCUUCAGGAUCUAGAGUACUGCAAUCCGAUAACGCAAACUCAAUCGGCUCCGCUUCCGAAGAUCCGCGAAAUUGAUCUGUCCACAGGCAGGCUGUAUAAACACGCCGAGAUUAAUUCUGGAAAAGCGCAUGCGGAACCGGAAAUUACUACAACAACGAAACUCGCUACAACUACUACAUCAAGUGCUGCUGUCACAAAGUAUCAAGAGAACUCACUCAACGCAUCCAUUCCUGUCGAAGACCACCUCCAACUGCCAGCGCUGAAAGUUGUCGAAUUCCUUGGCUCAUCGUUCAUAACAAUUCCCGCUCCAGCCGAUAUCGUGGACUACCUGGAUUUGAGGAUCAACUUCAAGCCGAACACUCAUAGCGGUCUUCUCUUCUACUGGCAGGAUGCAGGCCGAUAUUUGGCUGUGUUCAUGGAACGCGGUUACGUUAAUGUGCAAGUCACGAUGGGUUCUGAUACUGCUAUUUUGAGAUCAGAAUCUCCAGUUACUUUGCACCAAUGGCACAAAGCAGAGGUAUGGCGAACCGGAAAAGGAAUUUUAAUGAAGAUUGACCGCCAGUCGUGGGUGGAAUCCCAGCUGCUGUCCGUCGGCAUACCGCUCACUCAGCCUGGUACGCUCUACAUUGGAGGAUAUGAAGGAGCGUUGCCACAUCAUCUCGAGGCGUUGUCUGGAUUCCACGGUUGCGUGAAAAAGAUUCGAUUGAAUGGAAAAUCAGUUCUGCUUCGAGCGGGAGCUGGACAACAUGUACGAGAAUGCGGAAUGGAUCCUUGCGCACUGGCGGCUUGCCCACGUGCCUGCACCUCCAACAACGAUGAUUUUGUUUGUCUGUGCGAAUGGCCAAAAUAUGGCAGGACAUGUGAACAAGAAGCGAAUCAAUUGUCCGCCAUGCACUUUUCGGGACAUUCAUACCUGGAAUUUAAAAAUGAGGAGCACAUGAAUCAAAUCACUGGAGAUUCCCUGAAUAUGGAGAUUAAUUUUAAGUUGAGCAAUAGCACUGGCGAUGAUGGUCUUCCAAAAACCCAGUUGCUCGCAUUCUCUGGUGAGAACGGAAUCAGUGGAGACUUUUUCCGACUCUUAAUAACUCAAGAUCGUGAAAUACAAGUGAUGAUGAAUCUUGGCUCAGGUUUGGUGUCCCUUACACAUCCGAGUAAGCUUAUUAUAAGUCGAUGGACCCGCGUUGAAAUAGUGAGGAAACGGCGUCAGGUGACGUUGUCAGUAAAUGAUGCGACUCCUAUCACCACAAUAGCACCGGGAGAUUCCGAGCAGCUAAACGUCUACAAAGGACUAUUUAUUGGGGGUAUGCCGCCGGACUCCCAACACCUCGAUGGAUUCCGAGGUUGUAUCGAGUCGAUUGCACUCGGCACUGUACUGCUUGAUCAUCCAAAGCAGGCCACAAACGCGAUCAACAUACAAGACUGUGACUUGUAG
Necator americanus (New World hookworm) is the source of this 2337-nucleotide messenger RNA. RefSeq lists its product as uncharacterized. NCBI's taxonomy places the organism in Eukaryota, Metazoa, Nematoda, Chromadorea, Rhabditida, Ancylostomatidae. The record is from RefSeq and is a predicted model, not a curated record. The transcript is spliced from 20 exons. The coding region runs from base 1 to 2337 and encodes 778 amino acids.